UGCACAUUUAUAUAUUGCAGCUGCCUUUACAUGUUGUUGCACCAACUUGGUCGAGGAUCUGGCAAGUCUUCACAAUUUUCUAACCUGACUCAGUCGAUUAGAGUUGACUGACUGGGUUGGUCAAUGCACAUUGUAACGAAUUAAACAAAUUGCAGAAGAUCAUUGAUUCUCCUGUGCCUAUACCUCGUUUAUAGGACUUUACAGGACGAAUGAGAAGGAUAUCUUCACAGCUCGGCCAACUGCAUUUUGAUUGAACCCCACCAUCUCAGAAUACGAGUGGGGAAAGCAUUCAGCAGGAAUACUCGGAUUUGCACUUGGAUCUUUGUUGUAAUGCAAAGAAUAUUUUGCUGCAGAUUUUGAACUACAGCCAGAAAAAAUAUAGUUGAACCUGAAUCAAUCGAUGUAUAUCAGUCGUGUGUCGUUUUGAGGAUGGCUGUGUUUAGGUGGUGAGUGAUUAAACUUCAGAGAAUUCUGCUGCACCCUCACUUAUAAAGACGACUCUGCGUUACAUAUUUGACUCUUCAGCCCACACGCUCUACUGGCAAUUUCUAUUGAAACGUCGUCAAGUGGUUGCAAGGGCAAUAAAAAAUGAACGGGAGUGCCAAAAUAGAAAUAGCCGUCGAUGCCAAUGGUAAUAACACCAAUGGAGUCAAAAAGUCCAGCAAUCUCACCUCAGCUUCUACUCCUGACACUUCGAACUCUGACGUGGUUACGACAAAACAGUUGCCGAUCUUGAUCAAAGAGGACUUUAUGGAUCCCAUUUUCGGCCCGAAAUCAGGGAGCGGUAUCUCAAAGUCCAAGUCAAACUUGGUGGAUGUCAUAGUCCGAAAUGCUGUGGGACCUCAUAAUUUCAUUAUUCAAGAUUACAGACAAUCUGAAAAUUUGAGACGCUUGGAAAUAUCAAUGACUGAGUUUUAUACGGAAUAUGACAAAAUGAACUUACCUUUGGAUCACAUAGACGUCAUUCCUGACGGGUAUUAUGCUGCAAAGGUGGAAGCCAACGAAAAUUGGGCUCGUGUUCAUGUUGUUAAGCCAUUCAAUUACGAAAAUCCUCAAAUCAUGGUAUUUCUGCUCGAUCAUGGCUCGUAUGCUAUGCUCGAAGCGUCUAAUUUGCGUCCGUUGAGGAGAAUGUAUGUCGAAAGACUCCCGUCUCAAGCAUAUCGUGCCAAAUUGCAUCAUUUUGUGGGAACAGCCGGAUCUCAAUGGACAACUGAAGAAUGUACCCGUUUUCGAAAUGAUGUGGAUGGAAAACCCUUCUGUGCAAUAAUUGUUGACGAAUCACAAGAUGCACUUUUUGCUGACCAAAUCCCUAUUUUUAGUUUAGUCCUUAUUGACACAUCCGGACCCCAUGAUAGAUAUGUUCAUAAAAGUUAUGCGAGGAAGCGUUGAACGAAAUAUCAAAUGACAGAUCUAAAUAUAAUUUAUUAUUUCGUUCUGUCCAGAAGGCGUAUACAAUCUACGAAACAUGCUGAGCUUGUCCGAUCUUCAUAGUCCAUAGUCCAGACUUUAUUUUUUGGACUACAGUAUUUUGUGGAGUGUCGAAAGUGGGACGUGGAGAUAUCAAUCAAUUUGUAAAUGUAAAAUUCCAACAAAGUUCCUUAACUAAGGCUUUUAAGAAUGUGGAUAUUUUGCUCAAGAGGAAAUGCAAUAUUUUGAAGCACACAUAAGAAUAAGACAUUCAUAAAAAAUAUGAAUUAAAUGUCCACACUUUUUUUACCCGUCAAUGUCGUAUGAAAAAACUUUAAGUUUCAAGUGUUUCAAAUAAUGUUAAUUUUGCAGCUAUUUUCGCCAUAACAAGUAAUUCACGACCUACAUGGAAUAAUAUUUUUUAGUGAAGAAUGUGUAAAGAAGUGCCGUAUAGAAAUAGUCUUAAUAAGUAUUCAAUUCUAAUCAGUAACUUGUAGUUAUAACCAAAUAAUGACAUUUAUGUUUGAUUUAUAUGGUGCUUGGGCAAAGUAUUAACACGACACAACAAUUAAUCUUCUAAUUUGAUGUAGAAUAAUUAGUUAAUGACAAGUUCCUUGCUUGCUCUGUACAUUUGUAUUAAUAAGCUAUGGUUCCAUGGACGGACUUAUUAAUCGCAUAACGGAGAGAUUAUUUGUUAAGAUUGAUAUAAAAAUCGCAUAUAUUUACGUUAUGCAUGCGAUUUGUACUUCAACUUCCACCGGAAUACUUCCGGAAAAACACCAAGAUGGCCAUAUUAAUGUUAAGUCAAUAAUACUGAUAUUUGCGAGAUGAUUUAACACACAGACGUUAGAUAAAUACAUAAUUUAAAGACAUUUUAUAAAAACUGCAAAAGUUUACAUAAACCAAAACAGAAAAAGCUUUAACUAUUUUAUCUACAGACAGGUGUUACCCUGUUUAUCUAACAAUGAGCAAUAAUCACACGUUACACAGAGUCAAUUUUAUUUAUGAUGCGUAGCGAUACGCGAUGUGAAUUAUUCACACUUUAUUAUUGUAUUAAUCUAUGUAAACAGUAUAGUUGGUACAUGAAAUUAUCGAGUUGUCUCUGUCAUGAAAUAUGAAUGCUAACAAAACAUCAAUAAAGUAGAACAAAGAAAAUGAAGCAUG
Messenger RNA from Folsomia candida, 2571 nucleotides. RefSeq names its product tudor domain-containing protein 7B. The coding region runs from base 589 to 1389 and encodes 266 amino acids. Gene Ontology annotation, biological process: spermatogenesis. Lineage: Eukaryota; Metazoa; Arthropoda; Collembola; Entomobryomorpha; Isotomidae. The record is from RefSeq and is a predicted model, not a curated record. The transcript is spliced from 8 exons.